Molecule: messenger RNA, 2098 nt
Organism: Bemisia tabaci
Lineage: Eukaryota; Metazoa; Arthropoda; Insecta; Hemiptera; Aleyrodidae
Gene: Cralbp
Product: Cellular retinaldehyde binding protein
Cellular component (GO): membrane
Molecular function (GO): phosphatidylinositol bisphosphate binding
Source: RefSeq, a predicted model, not a curated record
GGACGUUGCGCGUGGUGGCGUCUGCGUGAACCUGAGGACGGAGACAUUGAAAUCGUUGUGACGCGCGAACCAACUCGCGAUUCGCGGAUUGCAAUCUCGGUUCUUCCUCCGAUGCGAUUUUCCUUCGCUCCGUCUCCCGCCACCAUGAUUUUCCGCUAAUAGGUUAAUAGGUUAUAGUCUUGCCGACCGCGAGUCGCACCGCGUUUUCCGCCGUCCAGUGGAUUUUCACCUUUUCGCCUGGACCUUCCACCGCCUUGUGCCAAGAGCUCUCCGAGUAUCCUGGUUUUGUGUUCGACUUGACGUGUAUAGUGUUUUUUUAGGUGUUCAGUGUUUUAGAGGUUACCGGUCAUUUUUUUUCAAGAUGAGUGCUAAUGACUCUGCCUCAUGCACAGACGUCAUUAAAGGCAGAGGGAAAGAACUACCUAGGAAAGAAGUGGAACGAAUUGCACAAGAUGAGCUGCGUGAAACUAAAAAUGUACGUGAAACCGCCCUUCAGCAGUUUAGAGAAUGGGUUGCUAAAAAUAAAGACAUCUCAUCAGUCAGAACAGACGCAUCUUUCCUACUACGAUUCCUCAGAGUGAAAAAAUUUAGUUUACCAAUGGCCCAACAAACUUUACUCAAGUAUUUGAACUUGAGGAAAACGUUAUCACACUACUUCAGUUUAAUUAGCUACGAGGAUGCGGCACUCAUGCACAUACUGACUAAUGGGUUCAUUUUCGCCUCACCAAUCAGAGACUCUCUCGGUAGGAGAGUGAUAAUCUACGUCAUUGAUAGAUUCAAUCCAUACAAAUAUGGCUGUGGUAUUAUGGCUCAGGUUUUCUUGAUGACGUUUGAAACCGUCCUCGAAGAUGACGUCACUCAAAUCACCGGAGUCACGCAUUUUGCAGACUUGCACGGCGCAUCAGCUGCUUACGUCACACUCUGGUCGCCGUUGGAGUUUGUGCGAGCUGUUAGAUGGGGUGAGCAAUCAAUGCCAAUGAGAAACAAGUGCGUAAAUAUUCUCAAUUGCCCGACGUCUGUGAGAUACAUACUCGACUUCUGUAGAGGACUCCUAAGUACUAAAUUAAAAUCCAGAUUUUUCAUCCAUGACAGCAUUGAUGGUCUCAAAUCUAAAAUUGAUGCGAAAUGUUUGCCAAAAGAAUAUGGUGGGGAAAUUCCCAUGAGCGAAAUGCUUGAGUUGUGGAAGAAAGAAGUCUGGGCGAGAAAAGAUCUGAUUUUGGCGAACAAGGAGAUGCAGAUCCACGAUACCAGUGGGAUUCAAACCCGCAAAAGUAGAAGUGGAUGCCAGCCACUUAACAACACCGAAACCAAUAUCAUGGCCGUCAGCGGUAGUUUUCGACAGUUAAACGUUGACUAGUAACGUUUUCAAUCCUUUACGCUAAGUUCCUUACUCUUAUAUCGAAAUAUGCAACAUGCUUUAAGCAAAUGUGUUGCGGUCAUAGAGUUUUCUAUCACUGCAAAUUAUGUUCGUAAAAUUUCAGCGAUCUGUGUUGGCAGCAUCACUGAAGGCAUAAAAAUGGAAAAGUGUUCGGAUUUGCCUAGAAGAGUUUAAAUCAAUCCUCCGUUCCUACCAACACGCUCACCGUGAUUUUUGAGCGAUUUAACAUGAGAACUAAGUUUUAUGCUUUCUAAAAUUGUUUUGUGACACAAUAGCAGUGUUCAAGUAUUCAAAGUCUACAUUUGAAUGAACAAAACGCAUUAUGCCAAUUUCCAAGAAUUACCACUGAUCUAACCACGUCACUAGGUUCUGGCAAAUAUUUUCAUCGUUUGAAAUUUCUGAGUAAUUUUAUCUACCUGGAAGCAGAUGAAGAGUGGCAGAGAAUGGAUUAUCUUUCAAAAUAACCUAAUCUAGUUCUAAAGAAAUCGUCUCUCUUAUUCUAGUGAAAAGUUUUAUUUUUGUUACAAUUUUGAUAUUUUGAAUUAGUUCAUCUGUACAUCUAAAGACUCCGGUCAAUGAUUCCUAUAUAAAAUAUAUGUAAAGAUAUACUUAAUUGUCUACUUUUCUGUAACCAUGUGAACUGAGCAGGCGCUCAGCUUUUUUCAGCAAUUCAGAGAGUUUGUAAAAUAAUUUCAUAAAAAUUCAAAUUAUGUAAAUUCA